AUUGCAUGCGCGCAAUUGCACAAAGGACGUACUAGGGGACUAGACUCUGUGGAGAGAUGGCAGUUGUCAUGAGGAGGCUGGGCUCACUGGGCCGUGGCCUCUGGACGCGGCAGAGCUCCAAAGCGAAGCCCUUCUCCACGGCCAGCAAAGUCUCCGAGAAGUCAGCGGCCUCUCCCGGGGAGCUGGUCAUAGAGAGGGAGAAGAAAUUCAGUGCACACAACUACCAGCCGGUCCCGGUCGCCCUCUCUCGCGGGGAAGGAAUCUUCGUCUGGGACGUGGAGGGGAAGCGGUACUUCGACUUUCUCAGCGGCUACUCUGCCGUCAAUCAGGGCCACAGACACCCCAAGAUUAUGGCGGCGCUGAGCGAGCAGGCGUCCAAACUGACGCUCACAUCCCGGGCCUUCUACAACGACGUGCUGGGGGAGUUCGCCGAGUGCAUGUCGAAGAUGCUGGGCUACGACAAGAUGCUCCCCAGUAACACUGGCGUGGAAGCCGUGGAGACGGCAGUCAAGCUGUCCCGUCGCUGGGGCUACGACGUGAAAGGGAUACCGACCAACCAAGCAAAGAUAUACUUCGUGGAGGGCAACUUCCACGGUCGCUCCAUGACGGCGGUGUCUGCCUCCACGGACCCCGAGAGCUACGGAGGCUACGGACCAUACCUCCCUGGAAUCCAUAAGAUCCCUUUCGACGAUCUUGACGCUCUGGAGGAGGCAUGCUCAGACCCAAAUACAUGUUCCUUUAUCGUGGAGCCAAUCCAGGGAGAAAAUGGAGUGGUUCUCCCCACUGAUGGCUACCUCAGAGGAGUCAGAGACGUCUGCUCCAGACACAAUGUUCUCUUUGUGUCAGAUGAAGUACAGUGUGGACUUGGUAGGGCCGGGAGGAUGCUGGCUGUGGAUCACGAAGGAGUGAGGCCCGACGUUGUGAUCUUGGGCAAGUCUCUCUCUGGAGGACUGUUUCCAGUGAGUCUUGGGGUCUCUCUGUCUGGACCUCUGUGUCUCCAUGACUGAUUUCCCUCUCAGGUGUCCUGUGUUCUUGCUGAUGAUGAGGUGAUGCUCACAAUCAAACCUGGACAGGUAUGAGUGCAGGACAUGUUGGCCAAUGUCUCAUGUACUUCAGGCAAUUUCAAUGUGGCUAUUGGUGGAGAUAAUCUCUCCAUUGUCAAACUGCAGUGCAUUAGCUGCACUCUAUGUUGUUGAGUGUGUAUGUGUACGUAUGUACUGCUCCAUACACACAGCAUGGGUCGACAUUUGGAGGUAGUCCUCUUGCGGGUCGAGUGGCCAUUGCAUCUAUGGAGGUGUUGAGGGAGGAGGGGAUGGUGGAGAAUGCAGCUGCCAUGGAGGGUGUGUUGAGGAGGGAGUUGAGUCAACUAGACCCCUCAGUGGUCCACACACUACGAGGAAGGGGCUUGUUCUUUGCUAUCGUCAUCACUCCUAUCCCAGGGUUCACUGCAUGGGACGUGUGUCUAAAGCUGAGAGACCACGGCCUGCUAGCCAAGCCCACGCAUGAUGACAUCAUAAGACUGGCCCCCCCACUUAUCAUCACAGAGGAACAGUUGGUGGAGGCUUGUGGCAUUGUGAAGAGUGUCAUCAACAGAGAGACUGACUAGAGGUCUAUGGUAGCGACACAUUAUUAUACUGUGAUACUAUUGUUCAAAGAAAGUUUUUUCACACUCACAAGACCACAUUGAGAAAGUGUCUGUGUGUGACUAUGGCUAGGUGUUGGAGGCAGCUUCGCUGAUCUCCAUCUCUAGUCUUCGUUUCAUCAGUUUAUGACAGGGGCGACAGACUCUGUGGGGUUGCUGGGUGGCGUGCCAGGGCAGGGGGGCGACGUUGCUUGCACACACAUUACAGGAGACUGUGCCACAGUAACAGCAGUGGUACUUAGAGACGAGGAAGGUGAAGGCUCGACCACAGGCACAGCGAGUCACGCUGCGCAGAGGUUGCCAUGGUAGGUUCAUCUCCGGCAGAUGGUCCAGAUAACCUCUGAACUCAGCGGAGGAGGUGGGGGAGGGCGAGAGCCGGCGUGGGGAGGGAGGGAAGGGAGGGGGAGAGAGGGAAGACCUCUCAGAGGGUCCAUCUUCUCUGCCAGUGCCUGAAGGGUUAGUCCCUUCGUUUCCUAAGUCAUUAUUCCUGGUGCUGGUUUCAUCAUCCAGUUCAGUUUUAUUAGUGGCUGUAGAGACACCUUCCGAAGAGAUAUUGGCACAAGAUUGUCUCCUGUGCAGUUUCUCCAAACCCAACUUGAGAGCACUCACAGACU
Messenger RNA from Geodia barretti, 2256 nucleotides. Lineage: Eukaryota; Metazoa; Porifera; Demospongiae; Tetractinellida; Geodiidae. The record is from the annotation of a GenBank genome assembly.